Molecule: messenger RNA, 4969 nt
Organism: Danaus plexippus (monarch butterfly)
Lineage: Eukaryota; Metazoa; Arthropoda; Insecta; Lepidoptera; Nymphalidae
Gene: Ino80
Product: chromatin-remodeling ATPase INO80
Exons: 29
Coding region: 190-4488 (1432 amino acids)
Biological process (GO): DNA repair
Cellular component (GO): Ino80 complex
Molecular function (GO): histone binding; ATP binding; ATP-dependent chromatin remodeler activity
Source: RefSeq, a predicted model, not a curated record
CGAAUUAUUAUGGCGGGUUCGUGUUUUUUCGAUCUCAAAUACGAAAUGAGCAGAUAUGUGCGCCGCUGGGGCGGCGACAUUGACAGCGUAUUGUCGUAUAUUCUCGUUCGCCAUUUUGUGAAUGUAAUGGAAUUUUGUGUAAAAUAAUUGAGGUAUAAUCAACCUGGAGAAUAUUACGUUUGCCUUGCAAUGUCUGAAAAGUCUUUAGUGGGAAAAACGGCGUUAAAGCGUCAUGAAGUUGCAAGACCUAUACACAUUCAAAGACUAGAGGCAGCUCUAGACAUAAGACCCUUCGUAAAUCAAGUGGAAGGGAUACUGAAUUCUGAUGGGGACUCUGACAGUGAAGAAGAUUCAGAUGGCAAGUCUAUGGCAAAUGAAAUGUCCAAAGGUGAUAAGGACAUGCAUGGUGUUGUAACUACAAGACAAGAGAGGCAAAGCGAUCAAUUAAGACUAUAUAAUUUGUCAUCUGUGGGCGAGGAGAGGCAAUGGUUAAGAGAUGUCCUGCUGUCAUCGGAAUCGGAAUCAAGUAGUGAAGAUGAUACACCAGCUGCUAAGGAAAGAAGGAUAAAACUGUUACUUAAAGAGAGAUAUUUUCAUAAUAAAUAUGCAAAGAGUUACUAUAAGGAUUCGGGGAACUCCCGCUACAUGUACUAUGGUGCGGGGUUAUUAUCUACUAUCGACCGUUAUCCUGAGCGGAGGAUCAGUAGGCCUUUGCCCCCCGCACGAGGGCGCCGUGGCCGACCGGCCGAGCGGGGCUCCUCUAGGGGCCUCCAACGAAACAGGCGCGGCCGCGCCAAAGAGGGCCGUACUGACGGUAGCGAUGCUCCAGAUGGCGUUGAUUGGGAGGAACAACUUCGUAAUCUCAAAGAGGAAAAUGAUACAGAUGAAUUUACCAUAUCAGAGAAACCUGGACCCAGAGGUCGCAAAAAGUUAUCAUCCUUGAAAAGCCCAGAAGCCUUAACGGCUAGACGGAGGCGACACUGGCAGCUUUUAGUUAAAAAGGAGCUCGGGAAAGUUCAGAGAUCAAGGACCGCGACACACAGGGAACUCAUGCUGCAAAGGAAAAGACUGGCUACACUGUGCUGCAAGCAUUGGAGGCAUGUUGCAAUGCAAUCCCAGAAGAAUAUGAAGGAGACGGUAUGGCGGUGUAAGCGUCUAAGUCGGGAGAUGCAGGCUUACUGGAGGAGGUAUGACCGAGCUGAGAGAGAGACCAGGAGGAGGCUGGAGAGAGAGGCGGAGGAACAGAGAAAGAUGGAUGUGGAGCUGAUGGAAGCGAAACGACAACGUCGCAAACUUAACUUCCUGAUCACACAGACAGAACUGUACGCUCACUUCAUGCAGCGGAAGUUGAACGCGACGGAAGACGUGGAUGACGACACCGACCGGAUAUUGAUGCAGUUGGACGAGGACAGAGAUCCGAGGCUCUCGGCCAUAGAUAAUUAUGAUAGUGAGGCCAUGAAAGAGUUGGCGUCGCGGAACGCUCGCGAGGCGUUUCAAGCAGAGAGGGCUCGAACCUCCGCCCCGGAGGGAACAGACGAGAAAGAGAGACGGAGGGAUCACGAUCAACCAGAAAUAUUCAGGGGCACGUUGAAAGGAUACCAGCUGAAAGGAAUGAACUGGCUUGCUAACUUAUAUGACCAGGGUAUAAGUGGUAUAUUAGCGGAUGAAAUGGGUCUCGGUAAAACUGUCCAAUGCAUAGCGUUUCUAUGUCACGUGGCUGAGAGGCUAGGCGUGUGGGGGCCGUUCCUCGUCGUGUCGCCCGCAUCAACAUUACACAACUGGCAACAGGAGAUGCAGAGAUUCGUUCCGGAUUUCAAAGUUGUUCCAUACUGGGGCAGUCCGAGUGAGAGAAAGAUCUUACGUCAGUUCUGGGAACGUAAAGACCUGCACACACCGCAGGCUGCUUUCCACGUGGUGGUGACGUCAUACCAGAUCGUUGUAUCGGAUUUGAAGUAUCUGAACAGAGUGUCCUGGCAGUACAUGAUAUUGGAUGAGGCUCAGGCCAUCAAGAGCUCAGCCAGCAUGAGGUGGAAGCUGCUGCUAGGUUUCAGUUGCAGGAAUAGGUUAUUGCUAUCGGGUACACCAAUACAGAACAGUAUGGCGGAACUUUGGGCGUUACUACAUUUUAUAAUGCCUACGUUGUUCGACUCGCACGAUGAGUUCAACGAGUGGUUUUCAAAGGACAUUGAGAGUCAUGCAGAGAAUAAAACUACCAUAGAUGAAAAACAUCUAUCACGACUGCACAUGAUUUUAAAACCAUUUAUGUUGCGUCGGAUAAAGAAGGACGUUGAGAAUGAAUUGUCUGAUAAAAUUGAGAUUAUGGUACACUGCCCUCUGACUAUAAGACAGAAAUUAUUGUAUAUAGCUCUAAAGAAAAAAAUUAAAAUAGAAGAAUUAUUACAUUACUCUGUCGGAGGAGAGUCGGGUCAUAGUGUAGAUAAGAAUUUCACCUCGAAUCUUAUGAAUUUGGUUAUGCAAUUUAGAAAGGUAUGCAAUCAUCCGGAACUUUUUGAGAGAAGGGAUGUCAGGUCGCCUUUUGCCAUGCAAGUCGACGAUUAUCAUUUACCAAAGUUAUUAGCUGAAGAAUGUAUCCUAGUGAGGUCCAUACCGUCCAAGCGACAUCUGCUAUACAACAAGUUGAGUGUCCUCAGCCCCGAGUACGUUCAUCACAACACAGAGAGCUUCAGCUUCAUGAGGUUCAUGGAUUUAUCUCCCAUGGACAUGUAUAGGAUUAUGCUGUGUGGAUGGCUGUAUACGAUGUUACAUAUAGAAGAAUGUUUAGAUAAAUACGAAAAGCUUCGCCACAGACAGUUCUGGUGGAGGCGGAUAGAAGAGGCUGGUGUUAAAGAAGAACAGUGCACAGAAGAUUUCGGCGACUAUUUUGACAGAGUUCAUUUAAAACACUUAUUACUAAUCAGUCCGAAUGGAGAUACACUCAAGAGAAGGAAAGAGGACUCUUUGUUAUGGAGGGAAUUUCUAUUCACUGAUCCUCUAUGGGGAGAAGGAGGUCCGUUUUACAUUCACACCGAGCAAACCAUACAUUACAUGCCUGAAACUGUCGAACACCGAGGGCUACGGACGAGGAAUAUGAAGUGUGAGGCGCAGCCGGAAAUGCUGAGCGAGAUCAAGACGGAGGAAGGCGGUGUGGUCCCUGUGGAGCCCCGCGCGGCGGAGGCGGUGGAGUUCCCUCACACGGAGCGUGCGCCCCGCGUUAUGGAGCACCUUCAGACCCACAUUCCGGCCUUCCUGUGUACCGCACAGCAGAAGGCGAGUGCGCAUUGUCGCGAAGCGUUCGCCAGCAGUCGUAGCUGGGCGCACUCCCAAGAGAGACAUCGGAGAGGAGAAAAUGACGAGGGAGCGGCGCUACUACGACGACUGGUGGACGCCGCCCGCCCACCGCGGGGAUGGGCGGAGCUACAAGUACCUGAUAAAAACCAGUUAGUUAGCGACGCGGGUAAACUGACAGUACUAGACUCGUUAUUGAAAAGACUGAAGGAGAGCGGACAUCGAGUCCUUAUAUACAGUCAGAUGACGAAAAUGAUUGACUUGCUAGAGGAAUAUAUGUGGCACAGGAAACACAAAUACAUGAGGUUGGACGGGUCUAGCAAAAUAUCUGCAAGACGCGACAUGGUCGCUGAUUUUCAGGCUCGCGCAGAUAUAUUCGUGUUCCUGCUCUCGACUCGCGCCGGCGGUCUCGGUAUAAAUCUAACAGCUGCCGAUACUGUCAUAUUCUACGAUUCUGAUUGGAAUCCAACGGUGGACCAACAAGCUAUGGACCGGGCUCACAGACUGGGUCAGACUAAACAGGUCACUGUAUACAGACUUAUAUGUAAAGGGACUAUCGAAGAGAGAAUCAUGCAACGAGCUAGGGAGAAGAGUGAGAUUCAAAGGAUGGUGAUCAGCGGUGGUAACUUCAAACCGGACACGUUGAAGCCGAAGGAAGUCGUGUCGCUUCUAUUGGACGAUGAGGAGAUUGAAUUGAAAUAUCGUCAGAAAUCCGAGGAAAAGAAAAACGAAGAAAAGGAACGCAAAAGGAAGAUGGGAGUGUUGCCAGUGCCAUCAUCCGUGGAGUCGAAGCGUCCUCGUGAGUCGUGUUCGGAGCCCGGAAGUCCGUUACAGGUCGACGAUGACAGCGACACCCUCGUUAUGGAUGACGCACAUCCGCUACCGUAUUCCCCUCCGGUCCGGGGUAGUUGGUCGUCUCGUUGCCGGCGCGCGGGUUCCCGGCGCGGGCGACCGCGUGGCUCCCGGCACGUGCCCCGGGACAGAAGACCGGACCCUCCCGCUGAUAACGCUCAAGCCGUCGCCGCUGGCGCUGCACUGCUGGAAUCCGACGCUCCUUUAGAAGCCUUGGAGCCCCCAUCAUGUGAUCGGGGUCGCCGCGGCCCGGGCCGGCCUCGCCUAAGGACCUGUAGGCCUCCCAGACCAGUAACCAGGAGACGCAGGGCCCGCGAGCCGCUCCUAGUACCAUUAGCACCUCCACCGUGAUAACACGCUUUACAGGGGUCUGGUUGAAACUUAUAAGCAGUCAAUAGAAGAAGUGGAAAAUAUUACCCGAACAGAAGAAAAUACUGACUCUGAUUAAUAUAAUAUAGUGUGGAUUAAUGUAAGACAUUGUCUGUUGGCGAGAUCUGAACUUACAAAUGAAAUAUAUUUUCUAGACACAUUCUGAAAAUAUAAAUAUUUUAGGAGAAGAAUUUUUAUAAUAAUAUGUACAAAAUAUGUUUUUUUUUUUAUUCCAUAGUAUUAUUGUACGAAGUUUGUACAGAAAAUGUAUAAAAAUUAUUAGUGUAAAUAUGCAUACAUACAUACAUGAAAUAUUUAAAUGAUAACAUUUUUAAUUUAAAUUAUAUGUUUUAACGAGGAAUAUUCGGCUUAAAGUAUUUUAUAUAGAGAAUUGGACAUUGGAUCAAAUUUUGUGAAUUCGUAUUUGUUAAGAUGUAAACAAUAAAUAAAAUGAUAUUUUGUA